CCCUGUCGACCACACGAGGGCCUCAUUUUCAAAACAAACAAAAUGGCGGCGCACAUGAGAUGGGGUCUUCUCCAGCUGUUACGAGCGAGAAAUACGUCUCACAUUAGGUAUCCACAGCAGAUCACGAGCUCGCAUCACUCCCAGUGCACGACCCGGAGCUCCAGAGGACUUCAGUCUCAUCGCAGGACAGCAGGAGCCACGCUCUUCCCAAUAAGACACUUGUCCAUCCAGACUCAAGACACUCCAAACCCCAGAAGCUUGAAGUUUCUCCCUGGUAAACCAGUCCUAGGAAGUGGAACACUUGACUUUCCUUCUCCAAGCUCUGCGGAAUCUUCAUCUUUAGCCAGGGUCUUGUUUGAGAUUGAAGGAGUGAAAAGUGUGUUCUUUGGCCCUGACUUCAUCACAGUCACUAAAGCAGAUGAAGAUGUGGAAUGGACAGACAUCAAGCGUCAUGCUUCGGACGCCAUUACUAAGUUCUUUGAGAGUGGUGACCUGAUAACAACAGGGGAGGUUCACCAUGAAAGCAGUAUUUCAGAAGAUGAUGAUGAAAUUGUCUGUAUGAUAAAGGAGCUUCUGGACACCAGGAUUAGGCCGACAGUGCAGGAGGACGGAGGCGAUGUCAUCUACAAGGGUUUUGAGGACGGCACGGUCAAGCUGAAGCUGGUCGGCUCCUGCACAGGGUGUCCCAGCUCCUCAGUCACACUGCGGAAUGGGAUUCAGAACAUGCUGCAGUUUUACAUCCCAGAAGUAGACACAGUAGAACAGGUGGAGGACGAAGUGGAUGAAAUCAAUGCGAAGGUUUUCUUAGAGCUGGAACGCAAAUUACAAGAAUGAAUAAUGUUUUCGACCAAUGCACUC
Paralichthys olivaceus (Japanese flounder) is the source of this 858-nucleotide messenger RNA. RefSeq names its product NFU1 iron-sulfur cluster scaffold homolog, mitochondrial. Lineage: Eukaryota; Metazoa; Chordata; Actinopteri; Pleuronectiformes; Paralichthyidae. The record is from RefSeq and is a predicted model, not a curated record. Gene Ontology annotation, cellular component: mitochondrion. Gene Ontology annotation, molecular function: iron ion binding; 4 iron, 4 sulfur cluster binding. Gene Ontology annotation, biological process: iron-sulfur cluster assembly.